Chionomys nivalis (European snow vole) is the source of this 1890-nucleotide messenger RNA. RefSeq names its product HNF1 homeobox A (gene Hnf1a). Lineage: Eukaryota; Metazoa; Chordata; Mammalia; Rodentia; Cricetidae. The record is from RefSeq and is a predicted model, not a curated record. Gene Ontology annotation, molecular function: DNA-binding transcription factor activity, RNA polymerase II-specific; RNA polymerase II cis-regulatory region sequence-specific DNA binding. Gene Ontology annotation, cellular component: nucleus. Gene Ontology annotation, biological process: pancreas development; liver development; positive regulation of DNA-templated transcription.
AUGGUUUCUAAGCUCAGCCAGCUGCAGACGGAGCUCCUGGCUGCCCUGCUGGAGUCCGGCCUGAGCAAGGAGGCUCUGAUUCAGGCCUUGGGGGAGCAGCCAGGGCCCUACCUGAUGGUUGGAGAUGGUCCCCUGGAGAAGGGGGAGUCCUGCGGUGGGAGUCGAGGGGACCUGGCCGAGCUGCCCAAUGGCCUGGGGGAGACGCGUGGCUCGGAGGAUGACACGGAUGACGACGGGGAAGACUUCGCGCCACCCAUUCUGAAAGAGUUGGAGAACCUGAGCCCAGAGGAGGCAGCCCACCAGAAAGCUGUGGUGGAGACACUUUUGCAGGAGGACCCAUGGCGCGUGGCAAAGAUGGUCAAGUCCUAUUUACAACAACACAACAUCCCACAGCGGGAGGUGGUGGACACCACCGGUCUCAACCAGUCCCACCUGUCGCAGCACCUCAACAAGGGCACCCCCAUGAAGACGCAGAAGCGAGCUGCUCUGUACACCUGGUACGUCCGCAAGCAGCGAGAGGUGGCUCAGCAGUUCACCCACGCAGGGCAGGGGGGGCUGAUUGAAGAGCCCACAGGUGAUGAGCUGCCAACCAAAAAGGGGCGGAGGAACCGGUUCAAGUGGGGCCCAGCUUCCCAGCAGAUCCUGUUCCAGGCCUACGAGAGGCAGAAGAACCCCAGCAAGGAAGAGCGGGAGACCUUGGUGGAGGAGUGCAACAGGGCGGAGUGCAUCCAGAGGGGGGUGUCGCCGUCACAGGCACAGGGGCUAGGCUCCAACCUUGUUACAGAGGUGCGUGUCUACAACUGGUUUGCCAACCGCCGCAAAGAAGAAGCCUUUCGGCACAAGUUGGCCAUGGACACAUACAACGGGCCCGCGCCAGGGCCAGCCCCGGGCCCUGCGCUGCCAGCUCACAGCUCCCCCGGCCUGCCCACAUCCGCCCUGUCCCCCAGUAAAGGUGUGCGGUAUGGACAGCCUGCAACCAGCGAGGCAGCCGAGGUGCCCUCAAGCAGCGGCGGUCCCUUAGUGACAGUGUCUACGGCCUUACACCAAGUGUCCCCCACAGGCCUGGAGCCCAGCAGCAGCCUGCUGAGCACUGAGGCCAAGCUGGUCUCAGCCACUGGGGGUCCUCUGCCUCCAGUCAGCACCCUGACAGCACUGCACAGCUUAGAGCAGACAUCUCCAGGACUCAACCAGCAGCCGCAGAACCUCAUCAUGGCUUCGCUGCCUGGGGUCAUGACCAUUGGGACUGGGGAGCCCGCCUCCCUGGGUUCCACAUUCACUAACACAGGCGCCUCCACCUUGGUCAUUGGUCUGGCCUCCACUCAGGCACAGAGUGUGCCCGUCAUCAACAGCAUGGGCAGCAGCCUGACCACCCUGCAGCCGGUCCAGUUCUCCCAGCCACUGCACCCCUCCUACCAGCAGCCGCUCAUGCCCCCUGUACAGAGCCACGUGACCCAGAGCCCCUUCAUGGCCACCAUGGCCCAGCUGCAGAGCCCCCACGCCCUCUACAGCCACAAGCCUGAGGUGGCCCAGUACACGCACACAAGCCUGCUCCCGCAGACCAUGCUCAUCACAGACACCAACCUCAGCGCCCUUGCCAGCCUCACGCCCACCAAGCAGGUCUUCACCUCAGACACAGAGGCCUCCAGUGAGCCUGGGCUUCAUGAACCAUCAUCUCCAGCCACCACUAUCCACAUCCCCAGCCAGGACCCAUCGAGCAUCCAGCACCUGCAGCCGGCCCACCGCCUCAGCACCAGCCCCACCGUGUCCUCCAGCAGCCUGGUGUUGUACCAGAGCUCCGACUCAACCAACGGGCAUAGCCACCUGCUGCCAUCCAACCAUGGUGUCAUCGAGACUUUUAUCUCCACCCAGAUGGCCUCCUCCUCUCAGUAA